CAUGGCUGCGUUCGGCGAGGUGGUGGCGCGGCGGGCGCCCGGGCUGUGGUGGCGGGCGGCUUGCGGGGCGGCGCGCGGGGCCGCGGGGCUCGGGGGCCGCCAUUUGGCGAGCGGCGGCGCGCAGAGGCCGCCCACCUUCGGGUUCCUGUUGGACAUCGACGGGGUGCUGGUGCGGGGCCAUAGGAUCAUCCCAGCUGCACAGGAAGCCUUCCAUAAGCUGCUGAACCCCGAAGGGCAGCUGCGGGUGCCUGUGGUGUUUGUCACAAAUGCGGGGAACAUCUUACAGCAUGGCAAGGCCCAGGAGCUGUCCGCCCUACUGGGCUUCCAGGUGGAGCCUGACCAGGUGAUUCUGUCCCACAGCCCUAUGCGGCUCUUCUCACAGCAUCACGAGAGGCGGAUGCUGGUGUCUGGGCAGGGGCCCCUGGUGGAAAACGCCCGAGCACUGGGCUUCAAGAGCCUGGUCACAGUGGACGAGCUGCGGGCAGCCUUCCCUGUGCUCGACAUGGUGGAUCUCCAGCGGCGGCCGAAGACCACGCCCCUUCCAAGGAACGACUUCCCUGCUAUCGAAGGGGUGCUCCUCCUUGGGGAGCCAGUGCGUUGGGAGACCAGCCUGCAGCUGAUCAUGGACGUCCUCCUGAGUGAUGGGAACCCUGGCACGGGUCUGGCAACGGCCCCCUACCCCCACCUCCCUGUCCUGGCCAGCAACGACCUCCUCUGGAUGGCCGAGGCCAAGAUGCCUAGGUUUGGCCAUGGCACCUUUCUGCUGUGCCUAGAGGCCAUCUACCGGAAGGUGACUGGCAAGGAGCUGCGAUAUGAAGGGCUGAUGGGUAAACCCAGCCUCCUCACCUACCAGUACGCGGAGGGCUUGCUCCGGCGGCAAGCGGAGCGGCGGGGCUGGGCAGCCCCCAUCCGGAAUCUCUACGCAGUGGGUGACAACCCCAUGUCUGACAUCUACGGGGCCAACCUGUUCCACCAGUACCUGCAGACGGCGAGGUCGGUGGGGGCGGAGGAGGGGGCCAGGGGCCCCUGGAAGCAGCAGCCCUCAACUGCUCGGAGCUGCACCUCCAUCCUGGUGUGCACGGGGGUGUACAGCCCCGAGGCUCCAGAGUCCCCAGGGCCUGCCCCGGGGGGGGGGCCUCCCUUCCACGGGCACCGGGACUUCGGCUUCAGCCCCGGCCUCCUGGAGGCAGCCCAUGUGGUGAGCGACGUGCACGAGGCUGUGCAGCUAGUCCUCCGUAAGGAGGGCUGGGCUCUGUAGGGCGGCCCCGGGGGUGGGGGCCACUGGCUGCUGCCUCCCAGAGCUCCUGCUGUCCCCAGGGGUGUUGACACUGCGGCUUGCAGGGACGCGCUGGCUCUCUUGCUCAGUGGGGGCCACAGGCUUGUACCCUGGGUAGCCCUUUGGGUGGAAGCAUCAGAUUUUCUGGGCCCAUUACUGUCUGCCUGUCCUGGCAGCCUGACCCCAGGUUUGUCAUCAUCCCUCAAGUGGUAACUUCUGCAGAAGGAGUGGCGGUGUGGCCUCUGCCCGUGCCAGCAUGGAGUGUAACUAACACCCCAACACUAUUUUGUUUGGUAUUUUAUCUUGUCGCCCAGAUAUUUCAGACUUAUUUUUUUAAGAUAAUCAUAAUAAAUAUUCGUUUUGCUGUCUCUACGAA
Molecule: messenger RNA, 1652 nt
Organism: Sus scrofa (pig)
Lineage: Eukaryota; Metazoa; Chordata; Mammalia; Artiodactyla; Suidae
Gene: HDHD5
Product: haloacid dehalogenase like hydrolase domain containing 5
Biological process (GO): glycerophospholipid biosynthetic process
Cellular component (GO): mitochondrion
Source: RefSeq, a predicted model, not a curated record